Molecule: messenger RNA, 3257 nt
Organism: Zea mays
Lineage: Eukaryota; Viridiplantae; Streptophyta; Magnoliopsida; Poales; Poaceae
Exons: 5
Coding region: 1423-2673 (416 amino acids)
Biological process (GO): regulation of flower development
Cellular component (GO): nucleus
Molecular function (GO): DNA-binding transcription factor activity; protein binding
Source: RefSeq, a predicted model, not a curated record
CCAUUUGUUGAUUGCCACUAAAACAUGAGAAUAAUUUGUUUUUUUUGUACUAAAACUGGUAGGAUACAAAUUAGCUGUGUGUUUGUAGCUUUGUAUAGUGAAGUACCUACCAUGUUUUUUGUUUAAUUUUUUUGGGGUUCUUUUAGACUACUAGUAAGUACUAUAAACAUAAUUAAUAAUUUUGCAGAGAGUCGCCAUUAAACUUUGUUUCUCUCGUCCUAAAAGAUUGCAUGUAUAUCUUUUUUUUUGUCUAGUUUAUGUGUGCCCCUCCUUCGUAAUUCUACUACCAUCUUUGUAGCAAAUGAAUGCUCGAUUCACACUACGUGCGUUUCGAAUCGAAUUAUCAUAUCCAACGCCGAAGGCUUACCAAAAGAACUGGAUUAGUGCAUAUAUAAAAAGAAAAUUAUAGAUGGUUUUCUCUCCUACGGUUUGCUGCAUAAUCGUAAUCAUGUACUACGCAUCUUGCAUGCAUGCACUUUAUUACUUUCUAUGACAUCUGGCAUCUAGUUCUUCAGAAGCAUCUGAGAGAACUGAUGGUUGGCUUGAUAUGUCACCAGGUUGUUGAUGCUCAUGCUAAAGAAUGUCUUUUUCCUUUCCUACUACUCAUAGCUAGUUAUGUAUCCAUGCACACGUUUUUUUUGACACGCAUGGUUUGUAUCUUACUAUACAGAAGAUAGUAACAAACAAAGAAAAAAUGUUUUGCAAAAUUGUAUACAUAGUUUUAGAAGGAGUUAUACACGUUUUUAUAUUAAGGAAAUGUACAUGUGAAAUUUCAUGAUUGGAAGGUGGGCUCUCUAAGUAUCAGUGUACAUGAACAAGCUUCGAAUUUGCGACAAUCAUGGUUCAGAGGUUGUGGUUAACUAAACUAAGUAUUUCUUUUAAAUGACCACAAACAGUAAGUUCUCCUUCUCCUUUUCCCUUACUCGCGAAGGGAUCGGAGAAAGGGACUUAAAACGACGUCUCGGUCAAAGGUGAGCUAGUAGUAAGGGGUAACUAAUCUCGGAGAGGGAGACGCGCGGAGGCGGCCGGUUAAGUAGUUGCUCAUGAGCUAAAUCACAACACAUAUAGCAUGCACAAAAAUAGCUGGUUUGCCCAUCUAUGUCUUAGCUAAGACAUCACGGCAAAUUAAGAUUUUAACAAAAACAUGGCAUGUAUAUGUAAACCCCAAUCCUAAAUAAGCAACUAGUGUUGUUUGCUCGUUGAAUCCAAAGUUCUUGCCGGCUCUUAUGGGCUAUAAAUAGCCUAUAAACUUCUUUCGGUUCCGUCUUUCAUCGUUAUAAAUAGGAGUUCGUUGUUUGCCAUUGGCAUGAUCUACAGGUUUUCUGUAACCUAUGUCGUCUCCAAUUCGAUAAUAACAAACGGAAGAGGGAGGAACAGAUUUCUCCUUGCUAUCCAUAAUUGCGGAGUUCGUCGUGAUCCGCCAUGCUCGACGACCAUCCCUUUGCUCAGGAUGGCAUCUCGAGCCCCAUAGCAGCGCACAUCUUUGACUUCUGCGACAAUGGCAGCGGCGGCGACCUCUUCACGGCCGUGAACGUGGCCUCAGACCUGUUCACGGCGCCAUCAGAGGAUGCCUCGUCGUCGUCCGUAGUGACGACGCCUCCCGCGCCCUGCGGCCACGGCGACGACAUGCCGUUGGGCACCGCCGCGGCGCCUGCUGCCUCGGCCUUCUCCCCCAUGCCGUCCUUCGACUCCACCCUCUCCGCUCUCCUCGAAGAAGAAGACCCAUCGGUUCCAAACCCAGAACUCCUCCUACCCAUCGACUACCCGUUCGCGGCGGCGGCGGCUGGAGACGAGCCUCACCCCGAACAGCAGCAGCAGCAGUUCGCGCAGGUGCCAGUAAUGCUUCCACUGGCCGGUGCGGCCCAGCACCCGGGUCUGCAGACGCACAGCACGGCGUCCGAGCUGAUGCAGCUAGACGAGUGCUUCGCGGCGGCAAUGGCUGGAGGAGGAGGGUACGUGGGCCUAAACGAGUCCAUGUGCCAGCAGCCGCAGCCCGGCGCGUUGUUCUCCACCACCGGCGGCAUGAUGGAAACCGGCGCGCCGGGCUGCUACUUUGACAAGGACAUGGCGGCGGCGGCGGCGGCGCAGGGUGGCUUCUUGGGGACCGGUUGCAAUGGCAUGAUGAUGUCGAUAAUGGGGAUGGAGGAGAUCGGCGAGUACCAGCGGAUGAUGGAGGGCGCCAGCGACUCGCUGGCCGGCACGCACAUUCCCGACGCGGACUGUGCCGCCGCGGCACAGAUGGCGUUCAGCGGCAACGCCGUUGCCGGGGAGAUGCAGAUGGGCGGCAGCAUGAGCCCGGGGCGGCUGCCGGCGGCGACGGCGACGGAGGCGUCGAGCCUGGAGGACGCCAACUUCAAGAGCGCCCGCAUCACCGUGGAGGAGAGGCGGGAGAAGAUCAUCAGGUACAUCAAGAAGCGGAACAAACGCAACUUCAGAAAGAAGAUCAAGUACGCUUGCAGAAAGACCCUGGCGGACAGCAGGCCCCGCGUCCGCGGCAGGUUCGCCAAGAAUGACGACUACGGCGAGCCGUCGUCAAGGGUGAUGCAGAACCACGAGGAGUACGACCAAAUGGCGGCCAGCAUGAAGGCAGAAGACAUUCUCGAUCCCGACGCCGCGCACUUCAACGGGAUGAAUUCCUACUUGUUCAACCACACCGUCGAAUCCUGGCUGUGACGCGAACGAACGCCGGCUAAACCACCCUGAAUUUUCCGGAUCCUUCGGCUUCCUGAUCCUGUGCAGAGUUCUCAGCAGCGCCUUUAAUUUUUCGUUGUUUCGGCCCCAUGGAAUAACUGGUCACGUGUAGGUUAUUAUAUAAAUCACGCGCGCAGCUCCAUCGGGCGCUAGAUAAAUGGCUCGUCAAGCUAAAGUUUAGCUACUAAACAGAAAAAUAGAAAAAUAACUCUUCAACAGACUAACUAUUUAACUCGUCAGUUAUCCGACUCUUAAAUUGGCUUCACCACCAGCGGAACUUACACUCUGACGAGCCAAACUAGAUAGAUAGUCUGUUGGAGUAAGAUGCUAUAUAUAUAGUGCAAUCUUUAUGUAAAAGUAAAAUAGAAGGUUAAAUAGAGAGAGAAAAAAAUAAAAGUCACUUGGAGAUGCUCUAUGUAGUCUCUUGUCACUGUAUAUGCAAAUCUGAUUUCACCAGCUUGCGGUAGAACCUGUGGGUAUAUAGUUGAGAGUUUUGAAGAAAAUAAAGCUUGGAUAUACAAAUUUGUACUUGAUUUCUUAAUAGAAACAAAGCUUGUGGGAUCAUA